This is a messenger RNA of Symbiodinium sp. CCMP2592, 2703 nucleotides long. Lineage: Eukaryota; Dinophyceae; Suessiales; Symbiodiniaceae. The record is from the annotation of a GenBank genome assembly.
AUGCUGUUCGGUCCGUCGAUUUUCUGCUUCAGUGUCGUUGGCCGGCAGCAGGCUGAUCUUCUCUCAAAUCUGUUCGUGGAAGGGAUUGGACUCUUCGGCUGCGAUGGCCACAUGCUCUUCAGCAAUCUGCCAGCAGAGGAGCUCUUCAAGGGUAGUGAGACGAAGCCGGCGUGGCCCACAAGUGGUCCUAUUGUGCAUGUGCUCUCCCACUCUGUGGACCAGCCGCUCGGACUACCAGCACUCCGUGAGGUGUGGAAGAGAAUUGCAGAAGAAGGGCGCUUUAGAAGAUUCGACUGGACCCUUAAGAUGGACCCAGAAACAGCCUUUCAUCCGGAUCGCUUGAGGGAUGUUCUGUCACCCCAUUGUUCUGCUACAGAUUGUGACGCGAUGGUGUUGCAAGACGGCGCGACGAUUCCAGGUGCCAUGCAGGCCAUGACGAAAGCCGCUGUUGCGGAGCUGGCAAAGAACCAGCUCGACGAUUCCUGCGGGGAUGAGGCAGCAGCCGAUGCAGAGGUGAAGUGCCUGCAGAAAAGCCUGACACAGAGUGGUGUCAAGCUGGUGAAGGAGAAGAACCUGAUGAAAGACUUCAGCACCUCGCACUCGAUGCGGAUUUGUGAUCUCAGUCAAGGCAGCUUUUGGCCUUUCCUGGCUUGGCCAGAUUACAUGACCUGCAUGGGCCAGGCGGGCUACUCUGUCACCCCCGAUGCUCCAUCAAAUCCAGGGCAGGUGUCGUGGACGCGAGAUGUGUUGCAGCGAGGUUACCAUAUCCGGCCCACCAUCUUCUGCUGGGUGCUGGUCCAGCACGCGGGCAAGGAGCCAGAGUUGCUCAAUUGGCAGCGGCAGCGAGACCUUGGCAUCUUUGCGUGUGAUGGCUGGAUGGUCAUCAGCAAUGCGUCGGCUAGAGAGGUCUUGCCGGCUGAGGCUUGGCAAACGAACUUCAGCGUCAUCCAGGGCAACACUGCUGGCAGGACCUUCCGCACUGUCCACGGCAAACUGGUUAGCGAGCCAGCCGACGCAGGGGUCUAUGCAAAGGCUUGGAAGGCCGUUUUCGACAAAGGUGCUUUCCGCUCGUUUGAUUGGAUUCUCAAGCUGGACGUUGGUGUUGUUGUUGCUCCUGAACGUCUUCGGAGUGCUUUGAACGCCUUGUGUCCGCCAUCGGAGUGCGGAGCGAAAAUCGUUCACAACUUUGGUGGGGACUUGCUGGGGCCUGUGGAAGCAAUGAGUGCAAAAGCUGCCACAACACUGGCAGACGGCAUUCACACCUGCACGAGCACUGCAAGAUGGGAGAGCCAACCCGAGAACCGCUGGCUCUCUUCAUGUGUCAGUACACUGGGCAUUGGAUCUGUGCGAUCAGCUCUGCUGCUCGCAGAUCACAAGGCUAAUCCUCGGCCCUGCGACACGCUGCACGGCUCCUUCAGUCCAUACAUGGACCUUGGUUUUCACGCACUCUGCCUCAAGCAAUCGGGAUACUACUUCAUAGAACCACCGCCGACCACCACCCUCACUCGUACCAUAACAAGUACUUCGUCAACUUCAACUUCUGCAACGUUUACAACUUCUACUGCCACAAGCACCACCAUGACUACUACAGUUCCCAAAGUGGCGCCGAACAGCAUCUUCGCUUUCGAAGGAAGAUCCUUCCAGAAGAAGCUGCCAGUUUGGGUGCUCACUGCCGAGAACGAGCAGCGUGGCAUUCCCUUUGCUCUGGAGCUUGCAGGCGGUCUACUGGCACUGAUUGCAUUGCCCGUGGCCGGCUUCUACUACUCUCGCCGAUCCGCCGCGCCCACCGUGGUGCCUGAGGAGCCUCAAGACACCGGCGAGGACGGACAUGACGGGAUGCAGAAUGGAGAUCAUAUCGAGGACGAUUGCGCGGGCGCAGGCGGGCGGCCGAGCGGAUACGUCCCGAGCGGAGCGACUGGAACUACCGCGGUCAGGGAGCAGCUGUCUUCUGUAAAGAAGGAGUUGGACUUCAUCUUACAGCAGCUGCGCGGGCCAGGUGGGCAGGUUCAGAGAAUAGAUCUCCAGGAAGUCGAGCGCCUGGUGAAGCACCUUGAGGUCGAUCGAGGUGAGCUUGCCAAGCGCUGCCAGCGACUGGCGGAGGAGAACCAGGACCUGAAGGAGGCGAAUCGUCACUUGGAGGUGGAUCUGUCGGCAGCUCGGCGUGAGCUGGAAAAUGCUAGGAGGCAACUGCGGCAUCAGCAGAUCGACCUUCAGUUGAAAGCAGGCACCUCUGAGCAGCAAGAGGCAGAGGAUGAACAGCCCUCCGCCGAGGAACGCCUCACACAGGAGUCCCUGGAGGCGCUCCAAGCUGCCAUGGCUUCCCCUGGAUCCUCCAGGCAGAUGUCCAGAAGCGAGCUCACAAGAGCGCUUCGUGCAACGCAGGAAGAGCUUGCCAUACAAAGAGCUCGCAACCAGAAGCUGGAGCAGCGCCGGAUACGUGACAGUCAGCGGUGUGAGAUGCUCGCAGAUGCAGCCGAGCGGCAGAGACUGGAGAUUACAGCGAUGCGGCUCGGCAAGCAGCGGAAGCUCGCCGCCCAUCCGCAGACGGUUCACAAGCCCAAGAUGCUCCAUAACCUGGCGCAUACUAUGCCGGUCAGCCGUGAGGUCAGGCCAUGGGCCGGAGGUGAGGCAUCUGGAGUUCCGAGAUCCAACUCGGACUUUGGGCGCCUUCCACGGAUGAAGGGUCGAGACAUACCCUUGUAG